Zerene cesonia (dogface butterfly) is the source of this 3366-nucleotide messenger RNA. RefSeq lists its product as uncharacterized. The record is from RefSeq and is a predicted model, not a curated record. Lineage: Eukaryota; Metazoa; Arthropoda; Insecta; Lepidoptera; Pieridae. Bases 1 to 3366 code for a protein of 1121 amino acids. The transcript has 2 exons.
AUGACCUGUCCUUGUAACUCACGCAGCGAUGAUUCAGAAACAGCGUCAUCUAUUUUUUCACCGGUACUUAGCUCCACAAAGCCUCUUGCAAGACACAUUGAAAAAAAUGGAGAAUUAAAACCACUCCUAGAACCUGAAGUCGACCUUGCGUCAUCCAUGCUAGAAACUUUACGGGAAGCUACCGAAGAAGAGUACAAAGAAGCACUCGUUCGAGAUGCUGCGAGAAGUGCAAUACAAAGCGUAGAACCAGAUGCAUUGAUAGACGGUGUAGUCGCUAUAGUAAAUUCAGCAGACGCACCAGAAAAUUUGGAUAUAGAUACCGUACCAGAAGCAUCUAAUAAUCAAGACAGUAGAUGUGCUUAUUCUUUGUCUGGUGAAUAUGAUAAUAAUAUCCUAGGCAGAAGUAAUUCUCCUUUAAGUAGCAGGGAGUCUUUGUCUCAAGCGUUAGAUUUAAACUUUGCGCCUAAUAAUUUAUAUAAUAAUUUUAAUUUACCUAAUACAUUAGAAUUACCUAGGAGGCCCCUGCAAGCACUUACGUUUUCUCCAAUUGGAAAUCGAGGUUUCUUACCGGCUAAUAGAUUAAAUCCUUUUGCAAUAAAUACACGUCAGCCUGCACUUAAUUUAAGACAGUUAUUAUCUAUACAAAGGCCUUUAGAUUUGAGUAAUCUUAUGAACUUGAGAGAUGUUGAAUUAGUUCCCCCGCGAAAAGUAUCAAUUAUGAGACCACCGCACACCGAAGAAAUUGUUCAUAAAACGAAAAAUCCUAUUUAUGAGCCUGCUAUUGAUGCAAGCAAUAUGGUUCUGAGUAAAAUUCCAGAAAUAUCAAAUAUUCAUGAUACUGACGAUUGUUUACCUAAUGGAAGUCAAUCGAGGCAAAAGAAUAAUAUUCAUACCAAAAUUUUGAGCAGUGUUCCAUCAUCACAAGAACCGAAUAUAGUACAAAGUAAUUUUGAUAAACUGGAAGAUAAUGAUAAUCAUCGACACACACUACCCCACAACCAUAAAAAUUUAGUACCAUCACCUGAAUGUUUUAAUGGGAACCCGUCUUUCAGUCGAAAUUCUCCUGAGGAGCAUGAUCCCUUGACUGAAGAAAAUCGUAACAGUUUAAGUAUACUAACAUUACAAAAUGAGGCAAAUAAGGCAUACCAUGUGAAGCCGGAAAGUUAUCUUUCUCAACAGGAUAAUAUCAGAGAAGAUCCUUCUGCAUCAUUAGAUGGCACUAAUACACAGCAUUUCAAUGGUAUAGCAUCCAUGAAAAAUAAUGUGAUAAAAACAUUAGAAGAUUUUAGGCAAGCCAAUGCCAUGAUACAUGAAAAUUUACGAUCUAGCUUAGAUGAUGUAUUAAGCUUGGAUAAAAAAGAAUCUUUGAACGAUGAAUAUUCUUCUAGUAAUACAAUGGAUAAACAUUUUAAAGAGGACCGUUCAAGUAAAUCAUUCAAAUACAAUCUAAGCAUAGAAGACUUACAGCAAAUGUCAGACAAAAUUCUCUCUAAAAAUAACAAUAAAGAAAGUAUUCAAAAAUCAAAUGGAAAAUCAUAUAAGAUCUUUGACAACAUGAAUCACAACCAAAACACAGCGCCCGUAAAUGUUGAAAAUAGCAAUCUUGAUCUUGAAAGAGAAUCGACGAAUGUUGAAUGUAUCAUACGCGAUAGUGCAAAUAAUCAUCCACAGCGGUUUUACAAAGAUAAUAAUGAAAUGAAUGUAGCAGCAAGUGAACCUAUCAAUACACGUUUUAGAGCAAAUCAAUAUUUGUAUAAUAUUCCAAAUAGAAAAAAUAUUAAUAGAAGUCCCAUGGUAGAGGACCCUUUAGAAGAUAUAAAUCUUGACAUAUUUCAGUAUCAACCACAUUUUAAAGAUGUUAAGGGUGUAAAGAAACUUCAAUUACCUAAAUUUAACAUGAAAUCCUAUAAAACGCAGUUACCCAUUCCAAAUUCAUUAGAUUUAAAACCUGUCAAAUUACAGAAGGCAAUUAGAAAAGGCAGUGAUAUUUUAGGUGCCACAUUAACAAUGAAACCACAUGCAACACAAAGGUCAUUUGGAUCAAACAAUAAAAUGAGAACAUCACAAAAUGGACCCAACGGUUUAGGAAUUCCAGACAUUGAAGAUAUUCGAUCAUUUUUAGAAAGUAAUGCUCAAAACAUUUUGAAUUUACCAUUCCUGGGUGUUGGUUCCGAUGAUAAUUGUGGAUCAGGCAUGAGAUCAGAUAAUAUGAUCGGUAAUGUGAGAUCAUUUGCAGAAGAGGCAAUCACAAAUGUCCAAGAAAGUUUAGGUAAAACUUUCAAAGAAGCUAAAGGAGCCAACAGCAGACCUUAUCCCCUGAUAAGAGAUACAGUUCUAAAUCCUACUGAUGUCAUUGAAACAAUCGCUGAAGCACAUGGAAAUGCUAAUGAUAAAUUGCGUAAUUUCCAAUUAGAUUUAAAUGAUAGACUAAAAAAAAUCCAUCAAAGUUUAAUAAGUCAGUCAAGAACUUCGUCACCGUCAAUCUUACAACAACGCGAACGCACGCCGAGCCGUGACCUUCAGCCAAACAGAGUAAAUAGAAAAAACAACCCAAAUACAUCACUAUUUGCUAAUCCAAGAGACAAUAGACCCGAAUCAUCAUUGAGCUCUGUAAUAGAUAAAGAUAGUAAGUCGAGAGGAUCUAUUUUAACACAAAAUCCAGCACUUCCACCUCUUAAUUCCCGUGCUCCAAAUCCUCUUUCAUCGCAUAAAUCUAUUACGACAAACAAGAGGACUGACUCGGUGCGUCCCGGUCAAAAAGUUAAUACAAAACGACCACUUCCUUUACGUGAAAGAUUGAAGUUAGCAAGAGAGAACAAAGGUAUUAUUUCAAUUACUACUACAAAAAAACCACCAAUAGUUGAAUCGUUGUCGAAACUAAAACCUUUGUCUGCUCGAAAUUCCAUAGCAUUACCGAAAAAAGAUAACAUACCAAAUCAACCCAGGUGGAUUUUACCGGAAUCUAAUGCAUCAGCAAGAAAACAAAUAAAUAGGGAGCCAAAGACUUCUCCCAGUGACAUUUCCUACACGAAAACAUUACCUAAAACAUCUAAUUGCGACGAAAAUAAUGCACAAACAUUAGGUGAAUCUUCACGAGGUAGAAAUUCAGAAUCAACUACAGAAACAAGUCCAGAAAGGUCGAACAAAAAGACUAUCCUGCCUAAUCUAGCUGAAAAUACAUUCUUAUCCAAGGUCAAAGAAACCGUGACCCCGAAACAUUUAUCGCGCCCACUUUCAAGGAACAAUAAUUAUGAUACAACUUCUAACGAUUAUGUUAUACCUUCUCCUACAGAAGUCCAAAGAAUAAAUAUAGAACCAUCGAAUGGAAUAACAUUUGAUUGCAAAAUGGUAUGCUCAAAGAAUUGA